Hemibagrus wyckioides is the source of this 6308-nucleotide messenger RNA. RefSeq names its product transcription activator BRG1. Gene Ontology annotation, cellular component: nucleus. Gene Ontology annotation, biological process: positive regulation of transcription by RNA polymerase II. NCBI's taxonomy places the organism in Eukaryota, Metazoa, Chordata, Actinopteri, Siluriformes, Bagridae. The transcript is spliced from 33 exons. The record is from RefSeq and is a predicted model, not a curated record. Gene Ontology annotation, molecular function: DNA binding; ATP-dependent chromatin remodeler activity; transcription factor binding. The coding region runs from base 166 to 4980 and encodes 1604 amino acids.
AAGAGUCGUUCAUAAAGGAGUCGAUUCGCCCGCGAAUCGCUCAUCACUGCUUAGGAAGCUUUCCGGUAAUUACAGCGAAACCAGUCAUCUGCUUGAGCCAUGCAACAGCCAGAGCUCGACUGCGCUUAAACUUGCACUUAGGAUUUCGCCGGAGGAAGCAGAGGGAUGUCCACCCCAGACCCUCCGUUAGGCCCUUCCCCUGGUCCUGGGCCUUCUCCAGGGCCAAUGAUGGGGCCUGGACCCUCACCUGGAUCUAGCCAUGGCAUGAUGGGUCCAAGCCCAGGACCCUCCACUACAUCUGGUCACUCUGUCCCUCAGCAAGGAGCAGCUGGAUACACACAGCAGGACAGUAUGCACCCCAUGCACAAAUCUCUGGAGGGUCUGCACGAGAAGAACGUAGGAGAGGAAUCUCGCUUUGGUCAGAUGAAAAGUGUGACCAUGAGAGCAGGUGGACAUGCUGGCAUGGGGCCUCCACCAAGUCCUAUGGACCAACAUUCCCAAGGCUACCCGUCUCCGUUGGGCUCCUCGGAUCACGUCUCCAGCCCCCUUCCAGCCGGUGCCCCUCCUACCUCUGGUCCUCUCCUUUCUUCUUCCUGCACCUCCUCCAGUCCACUUGAGGGCGCUGACUCCCAGUCGAACCGCUCUGGUGCUCAGAGCAACACACCCGGAUCCUCAACCAACCCUACACCUUUUAACCAAAACCAGCUGCACCAGCUUAGGGCACAAAUCAUGGCCUAUAAGAUGCUGGCACGUGGACAGCCUCUGCCCGACCACCUACAGAUGGCAGUACAGGGCAAGAGGCCCAUGCCAGGGAUGCAGCAAGGCCAGGCCAUGCCAACUCUGCCCCCUGGUGGAGGAGGAGGCCCAGGUACAGGUCCAGGACCUCUGGGACCCAACUAUAAUCGAGGGCAUGUGUUGAGUGGACCAAGUGUGCCCCCGUCUGGCCCAAAUGCUGUACCCCCUGCCAACGGACCACCAAAAACCUGGCCAGAGGGUCCCAUGGUGAACGCAGCCACGCCCUCUAAUGCCCCUCAGAAGCUGAUUCCGCCACAACCCACUGGCCGCCCGUCUCCAGUGCCCCCCUCCGUGCCCCCUGCUGCCUCCCCGGUCAUGCCCCCUCAGACUCAGUCUCCUGGACACCCGGGGCACUCUGCCCAGCCGGCGCCCACCAUCCCGCUGCAUCAGAAACACAACCGCAUCACCCCCAUGCAGAAACCCUGUGGCCUGGACCCUGUGGAAAUCCUGCAGGAGAGAGAGUACAGGCUUGAAGCACGUAUAACGCACCGUAUCCAGGAGCUGGAGAAUCUUCCUGGCUCGCUAGCUGGAGACCUGCGUACGAAGGCCACUAUCGAGCUCAAAGCUUUGAGACUGCUCAACUUUCAGAGACAGCUGCGUCAAGAGGUGGUGGUGUGUAUGAGGCGUGAUGCGGCUCUUGAGACGGCUCUGGACGCGAAGGCUUAUAAGCGCAGUAAAAGACAAUCCUUGCGAGAGGCACGAAUCACAGAGAAACUGGAGAAGCAGCAAAAGAUCGAACAGGAACGCAAACGACGGCAGAAACAUCAGGAAUAUCUGAACAGUAUCCUCCAGCAUGCCAAAGACUUUAAAGAGUACCAUCGCUCCAUCACUGGUAAGAUCCAGAAGCUGACCAAAGCUGUGGGCACCUACCAUGCCAACACGGAGCGAGAGCAGAAGAAAGAGAAUGAACGUAUCGAGAAGGAGAGGAUGAGGAGACUGAUGGCAGAAGAUGAGGAGGGUUACAGGAAGCUGAUCGAUCAGAAGAAGGAUAAGCGGCUGGCCUACCUGCUGCAGCAGACUGAUGAGUACGUGGCCAACUUGACCGAGCUGGUACGGGCUCACAAGGCAGCCCAGGCUCUUAAGGAGAAGAAGAAGAAAAAGAAGAAGAAGAAGAAGCUGGAGAACGCAGAGGGGCAGCCACUUGCUUUAGGACCAGAUGGAGAGCCGCUGGAUGAGACGAGUCAGAUGAGCGACCUGCCUGUGAAGGUGAUCCACGUAGACAGCGGGAAGAUCCUGAGUGGAGUGGACGCUCCCAAAGCGGGACAGCUGGAUACCUGGCUGGAGAUGAACCCUGGAUAUGAGGUAGCGCCGAGAUCAGACAGCGAGGACACGGGUUCAGAGGAGGACGAGGAGGAAGAGGAAGAGCAGCCCCAGCCAUCACAGGCUCCUGUGGAAGAGAAAAAGAAGAUUCCAGAUCCAGACAGCGAGGAUGUUUCAGAAGUGGACGCUCGUCACAUCAUUGAGCAUGCUAAACAGGAUGUAGAUGAUGAAUACGGUGGUGCUGCGUUCACAUGCGGCCUGCAGUCGUACUACUCAGUCGCUCAUGCAGUCACGGAAAAGGUGGACAGACAGUCGUCUUUGUUGAUCAAUGGGCAGCUCAAACAGUAUCAGAUUAAAGGUUUGGAGUGGCUGGUGUCCCUGUAUAAUAAUAAUCUGAAUGGAAUCCUAGCUGAUGAGAUGGGUUUAGGAAAAACCAUCCAGACCAUUGCACUCAUCACCUACCUCAUGGAGUACAAACGCCUCAACGGGCCCUAUCUCAUCAUCGUACCGCUCUCAACUCUUUCUAACUGGGUCUACGAGUUUGACAAAUGGGCCCCGUCUGUAGUGAAAGUCUCCUACAAGGGAUCUCCUGCAGCCAGACGGGCGUUUGUUCCUCAACUCCGCAGUGGCAAAUUCAAUGUUCUUCUCACCACCUAUGAGUACAUCAUUAAAGAUAAGCAAAUACUGGCAAAGAUCCGCUGGAAGUAUAUGAUUGUAGAUGAAGGCCACAGGAUGAAGAACCAUCACUGUAAGCUGACUCAGGUGUUGAACACACACUACUUGGCUCCGAGGCGCGUCUUGCUGACAGGGACGCCGCUGCAGAACAAGCUGCCAGAGCUGUGGGCACUGCUUAACUUCCUGCUGCCGACCAUCUUCAAGAGCUGCAGCACCUUCGAACAGUGGUUCAACGCUCCCUUCGCCAUGACCGGAGAGAAGGUGGACCUGAAUGAAGAGGAGACCAUCCUGAUUAUUCGCCGUCUCCACAAAGUGCUCCGCCCCUUCCUGUUACGUAGGCUGAAGAAAGAGGUGGAAGCUCAGCUACCUGAGAAGGUGGAAUAUGUGAUAAAGUGCGAUAUGUCAGCACUGCAGAGGGUUCUCUACAGACACAUGCAGGCCAAAGGGGUUCUGCUCACCGACGGAUCUGAAAAAGACAAGAAGGGUAAAGGCGGCACUAAAACUCUGAUGAACACUAUCAUGCAGUUGAGAAAGAUCUGUAAUCAUCCCUACAUGUUUCAGCAGAUUGAGGAGUCCUUUUCUGAGCACUUGGGUUUCUCUGGUGGUAUAGUACAAGGCCCUGACCUGUAUCGAGCUUCUGGAAAGUUUGAAGUGCUGGACCGGAUCCUUCCAAAACUCCGAGCGACCAAUCACAAAGUGCUGCUCUUCUGCCAGAUGACAUCACUGAUGACUAUCAUGGAGGACUAUUUUGCGUAUCGCAACUUUAAAUACCUCCGUCUGGACGGUACCACUAAGGCAGAGGAUCGUGGCAUGUUGCUGAAGAUGUUUAAUGAUCCCGAGUCACAGUACUUCAUCUUCCUCCUGAGCACCAGGGCGGGGGGUCUCGGCCUUAACCUGCAGAGCGCAGACACGGUGGUCAUCUUUGACAGUGACUGGAAUCCUCACCAGGACCUGCAGGCACAGGACCGAGCUCAUCGUAUCGGGCAGCAGAACGAGGUGCGAGUGUUGCGCUUGUGCACCGUGAACAGUGUAGAAGAGAAAAUCCUCGCUGCUGCUAAAUACAAGCUCAACGUGGACCAGAAGGUCAUCCAAGCAGGAAUGUUCGACCAGAAAUCAUCCAGUCACGAGCGCCGCGCGUUCCUGCAGGCCAUCCUAGAACACGAGGAACAGGAUGAGGAAGAGGAUGAAGUUCCAGACGAUGAAACUGUGAAUCAGAUGAUCGCAAGGAGUGAAGAGGAGUUCGAUCACUUUAUGCGUAUGGAUUUGGACCGGCGUCGUGAGGAGGCACGGAACCCCAAGCGCAGGCCUCGGCUCAUGGAGGAAGACGAGUUGCCCACUUGGAUCAUGAAGGACGAUGCUGAGGUCGAGCGGCUCACCUGUGAGGAGGAGGCAGAGAAGAUGUUCGGCCGCGGCUCACGUCAGAGGAAGGAAGUCGACUACAGCGACUCGCUUACUGAGAAACAGUGGCUCAAGGCUAUAGAGGAAGGCACACUGGACGAGAUUGAGGAGGAAGUGCGCCACAAGAAGACCACCCGAAAGAGGAAGCGUGAUCGGGACCUUGACGCUGGUCCAUCUACAUCAGGGACACGUGGAGCGAGAGACAAAGAUGACGACAGUAAAAGACAGAAGAAGCGUGGCCGACCUCCAGCAGAGAAGAUAACCCCAAACCCACCAAGCCUCACCAAGAAGAUGAAGAAGAUCGUCGAAGCUGUUAUUAAAUACAAAGAGAGCAGUAAUGGCCGGCAACUGAGCGAAGUCUUCAUCCAGCUUCCGUCUCGUAAAGAACUCCCCGAGUACUACGAGCUUAUCCGCAGACCUGUCGACUUCCGCAAGAUCAAGGAGCGUAUUCGCAGUCACCGCUAUCGCAGUCUGAAUGACCUGGAGAGAGACGUGAUGCUGCUGUGUCAGAAUGCUCAGACCUUUAACCUGGAGGGCUCAUUGAUUUACGAGGACUCCAUUGUGCUUCAGUCGGUGUUCACCAGCCUGCGACAAAAGAUCGAGAAAGAAGAGGAAAGCGACGGAGAGGAAAGUGAGGAAGAAGAGGAGGAACAGGAUGAAGGCUCUGAGUCUGAGUCUCGCUCAGUGAAGGUGAAGAUUAAACUGGGCCGGAAGGAGCGCGGUGCCGAGAGAGGAAAAGGCAGGAGGAGGGGAGGAAGAACCAGAGCCAAACCUGUCGUCAGUGAUGAUGACACCGAAGACGAACGAGAGGAGGAGCGCUCUAACACUGCCAGUGAUGAAGACCAGGGAUGAAGACACUAAUCACUAAUCAAUGUUUCAACUGUUAAAGCCUUAAGUGGGACAUAAAUAAGCGCAGAUUCUUCCAUAGAUAUGAUGGAAAAAUACUGUUUGUUUCAGAAUCGCUAACUAGUUUAUUUUCUCUCACAUCAAAUACUGAUCUCCUCAUCUUAUCGAAUACUGUACAUUUCAGUUUGUCCCUUCUCAUGUAUUGUAGCGACUGGAUUGAAUUCAGGCUAAUCACACACUCGUACAUAGCUAAGUAGAGUUUUUUCCCCACCUCGUUACAUGGCUAGAAGUAAUGCACAUAGACAGUUGUUGACCAUUUCAUUCGAACCUGUACUGCAUGAGCUUUGAUAUUGAUGCAGUUUGUAGCACACUGCCCCCUUUCGUGGAUCCAUUUGUUUUUACAGUGAAAUCCUGCAUUAGUUAUACUGUUAUACUGUAUACUGUGUGUAUAUUAAUGGCAGCCGUCGAUCCCGUGCGUGUGAUUUAUGUAGCGCUGUUUCUUAGCGUUUAGUAUUUCUUCCCCCUCCCCGUGUCAUACACUUGGUGCGCAAUCCUGUAACGUCCGGCUGCAUGAAAAUAGGCUUAGCAACUUAGCUGUUGUCUUUAGCUCCCUUUCCCAACUUGAGGUACUUUUAACUCAGAGUUAAGACGGCCGACAAGAUGGUGUGUAAGAACCAUCGAGCUCCAUGUACCGUAUGUCACGUCAACCCUCUUUUAAUCAUGUAUCUGACACACCACUGGUAGUCUUGACGUGUUUGUUUGCUCUGGAUGAGAGCGUAUUUCAGAUCAAAUGAAAGCUGGCGUCGGGUUUGAAUGUGGACAGCAUGCCGAAUUUACUGUACGUUUUACUUUUGUAGAAACGUGAUGUUAUGUAGAUGUUUGGGGGUUGUCUUCUCUUUCUCCCUGCUGAGAUUAAAUUUUAAGGGAUCUUAGGCCUGGACUAAAGUAAUCAUCACCUAAAAGCAACACUGCAUUUCUUCCAUUAAAUUCUUUUAACAGGUGUGUGAAUCAAGGGACAACAAUCCAACGACAACAAAUCGUAGUUUUAUGGCGUCACAUUUUACGUGCAUUGGAUCUGCUCUACAUUUAGAAAGCACAAGUUUCUGAUAAAACGCUAAUGUGUAUACCUGUUAAACGUGAGAGAUGUACGUUCCAGACUAAACAACAACAACAAAAAGAUCUUCAAGUGGUUGAUUCAGCUGGUCUCAAACUCUUCAGUGCUGCCUUCACGUGUGAUUACUUUACACUGGGAAUGAACUCGUUUCUGUAUUGUGUUAGUCAGUGGAAUCUCAGUGGACACUCAAUAACAAUAAAAUAUUGCAAUGUCACAGAAA